AAAAUUUAGUUAUUUCGUUUCAAGCUGCUGAAGAAGGGUAGAAGCACGCAGUUGAAAUGGCAUUGAAACGAAUUCAAAAAGAACUGCAAGAUCUGGGCAGAGAUCCACCGGCGCAGUGCAGUGCAGGACCAGUUGGUGAUGACCUGUUUCACUGGCAGGCUACUAUAAUGGGUCCACCAGAAUCGCCAUAUCAAGGUGGUGUAUUUUUCCUGACAAUCCACUUCCCAACGGAUUAUCCGUUCAAACCACCAAAGGUAGCGUUUACAACUCGUAUUUAUCAUCCCAAUAUCAACAGUAAUGGUAGUAUCUGUUUAGAUAUUUUGCGUUCUCAGUGGUCACCUGCUCUCACAAUUUCAAAAGGUAUCAUUUCCACAUCAUGGCAUGAUUAUAUGGUUGUUGCAUGAGGCUCCGACAUGUGAAUAAAAUCUUAUUUUGUGCAGUUGCAGUAUUGUUGUCAAUCUGUUCACUCUUGUGUGAUCCGAAUCCUGAUGAUCCAUUGGUGCCUGAGAUUGCACGCAUUUACAAAACAGAUCGAGAACGGUACAAUCAGCUAGCUCGUGAAUGGACCCAAAAAUACGCAAUGUGAUAAAUUAGGGCAUAUAUGUGGGGUUGCAAGUUGAUGCGUUACGUUGCCUUAUUGAGCAAAGUAAAGCAUCCACAUGCCGUCCAAGUAAGAGACAUCGUAAAUGCUACAAUAAUUGAAUAAUUUUACAAUUUUUAGAUUUCAUGUUUGUCAGAAAUCUUGGUCGUCUUUGAAUUUUUCCAUAAC
This is a messenger RNA of Loa loa (African eye worm), 769 nucleotides long. RefSeq names its product ubiquitin-conjugating enzyme E2 2, variant. Gene Ontology annotation, cellular component: nucleus. NCBI's taxonomy places the organism in Eukaryota, Metazoa, Nematoda, Chromadorea, Rhabditida, Onchocercidae. The transcript has 4 exons. Gene Ontology annotation, molecular function: ubiquitin conjugating enzyme activity. Gene Ontology annotation, biological process: protein polyubiquitination; ubiquitin-dependent protein catabolic process. Bases 57 to 404 code for a protein of 115 amino acids. The record is from RefSeq and is a predicted model, not a curated record.